AUGAUGGAUGGAUUGCCAGUGGAUAUGGCGGAAGAAGACAUUUCCAAUGAACUCAAAGACGGCUAUCACAUUGAGGGUCUCGAGGACGUUCGAGUGAUCAGGGACCGACAGACCAAACUUUCUCGCCAACUAGGCUUUCUUCGAUUCCGAAACCUUGACUGCUCGCGUGACUUCGUUGAGCGCAACUUUCCAACUGUCCUCUUCUAUGGGCCCAAUGCUGGUCCGAACGAUCGGGGCACCAAGGUGCGCAUUGCCUAUAGCCGCGAGCGAGAAGACCGUGCGCGUGCUCGGGCCGAGGGAGACUGGACGUGCAGGAAUUGCUCCAUUGUCAACUAUUCCACGCGCAACAAGUGCUUCCGUUGCCAGGCACCUCGCCCCGAACCCGGACCAUCAGGGCCUCCAGGCAUCGCUGCCCCAAAGGUGGAAAACCAUGGUGAUAACGAUGCGGCACCGGAGAAUCAGCCUUCGCAGUUCUUACUCUUCCGGGGACUGGAGUCCUCCGUUACAGAAGAGCUGCUCGCCAAAGGAGUCGCGAAGCUUUACCGACCGACGAACAGUUCCGAGAAUUCGUCUGGGAAUCAAAAGAAAGGGGCCAAAGUCUCAUCUACCACUGGAGAUGCUAACCUGGGCGCCCGCGAUGGAUCAAUCCGGCGAGUCUUGCUUGUCAGGGACCGUCGAACUAACGAGAGCUGGCGUUACGGAUUUGCCGAGUUUGCCACUGUCCAGGAUGCGCAAGCAGCCAUCACCCGACUGAACUCGUUUGACAAAUUUACCAUUUCAUCGAGGCCGGUCCUUGUCAGCUACAUCCAUGCCGGCGUUUUCGUCCCCGUUAUCAACCCUUCAGCCAGCACGGAUCGAUUCACAUUCAGUCCGCUGAACAAUCCACAGCUGAAGCUGAUGUAUUGGGACGAUGACGCCUACGUUAGGGAGCUGACCGUGUCAUCAGCGGAAAUGGACAACCCGUCCGCACCACAAGAACACCAAGCGAAAGGCAGCAAAGAAUCCGAGAAAGAGAAGGCCAAGAAAAGAAAGGCAGACGCAACCGCAACCGCAGCGUCCAAGAAGAUGGCAGUGCCGUCGCACCUGCAAUUCUGGAGCAAUCGUCACGCAGAGCUGCACGGCAUCAAAAAGCGGGAUCCCAACGACAAAUCAGAUGAGGGAUCACAAGACUCGACGGCACCUCCGGCUCAGUCCUAUGCGGAUCUCAACCGCAACUGUUGCUAUCUCUGCAUGCGGCAAUUCAAGGCCUCCGCAGAGGUCAACCGCCACGAGCGCCUCAGCCAGUACCACCGCAGCAAUCUGCAAAAGGGGGACCUGGUCAGCCGAGGCAUGAACAAGCUCAUCAAGCAUGGAAUCGUCCCGGCACCGCCCGAGUACCGGGAUCGUGCGCGUGAGCGACGCCAGGCCUUCGGACGCCCAAAGGCCACCGCCAAGAGCAGGCCCGCACCGCCGAAGGAGCCGUCACCGGAAGUCGAGGUGGAAUCCAAGGGCGCGUCGCUGCUCAGCAAGAUGGGCUGGUCGGCUGGAUCUGGGCUUGGUGCCCAGGGGACCGGCAUGACGGCUCCGAUCGCCACAGAGGUGUAUGCACAAGGUGUGGGAUUAGGGGCUCAAGGGAGCAAGCUGGGUGAUGCCGCGGAAGAAGCGGGCCGGAACACGCGCGGUCGAUACGAUGAGUUCUUGCAGAAGACGAGACAGACUGCUCGGGAUCGAUAUGAUAAGAUGGAGUAAUUUGUAUAACAGGAUAUCAACACCAUUUCGCCAUAGCCCGCAGGCUGAUAAUGUAUACGG
Messenger RNA from Aspergillus candidus, 1788 nucleotides. RefSeq names its product putative G-patch domain protein. The record is from RefSeq and is a predicted model, not a curated record. Gene Ontology annotation, cellular component: nucleus. The coding region runs from base 1 to 1728 and encodes 575 amino acids. Gene Ontology annotation, biological process: mRNA splicing, via spliceosome. Lineage: Eukaryota; Fungi; Ascomycota; Eurotiomycetes; Eurotiales; Aspergillaceae. Gene Ontology annotation, molecular function: RNA binding. The transcript has 6 exons.